GCCUUGACAAACCUGAACAAAAUUGAAUCACUGGCGGCUCUUUCUUCUUGUCCAAAUCUUCCAUCACUCGAUAAUUAAAUCAGUAAAUCACAAAAGCAAGAACCAAAUCACUCAAUUAGCACUAAAAUGAAACAAAAUUGGCGACUUGGCGAUGAACAAUCUUGAAUUAGAAACCCUAAUCAUGUCCAGAAAAGCCCCUUCUGAAUUCCCGCCUUACCGGAGAAGAAGGCCGUUAAAAAGCAAAGCUUUUGACUCGUUUCUGCGAAUCGUCUCCGAAUGUCACUUGCAUUUUCAGAAUCAAGAGCAAGUUGCAACGGUUGAAGGUGAUCAGUUGGUAGAGAAUAAUGAUUUGGCAAACCGAGGCGAUUCUCUGUUAGAAAAUGAUAAAUUGGGAACUGAGGAUGGGUUGGCACGGGAAAAUUUAUUGGUUAAUGGGGAUAGAGAGGGUGAUUUGUUGGUAGAGAACAAGGAUUCGAGAGCUGAGGAUGGGUUAGCACUUCAAAAUUCUUUGGUUGAUGAGAAUAGAGAAGUUGUGAGUUCUCAGGAACCAGGUUGUAGUGGUGACCGUAUGGAUGUAGAUGGGUUGAAGAUUGUGGAUAAUGUAAAGAGUAAUGGUGACCAGGUGCCUAUUGAUAAUGUUAACGGGAUAGAGCAGGUGAUAGAAGGCAAUCAGAAUUGUAAUAAUGGUUUUGCAGCUUUUGCUUCGUUAAUUAAUAAUGAUGAUCAUUCUAGUCUCCCUGAUUUUGACAUGGAGGAAUUCGACUUGGGAGAACAAUUGGGUGAUAAUGCACCAUGUGCUGAUGUCUCUGAACUUAUAGACACGUUACUAGAAACAGAUGUAACUGUGGGUGCUUCAAUACCCAUUGUAAAUAAUGAUGAGAACAGUUUACAUAUGAAGAGAAAUGAGGUAGAAACUCAAGUGGAUGUGAAGGAAUCUGAUACACCAGGAUCUGCCUCUGUUAUGGUCUCUUCCCCUCUUCAGAAAACUGUUGAAGGCAUUGAAGACGGGGAAAUUUCGGAAGUUUCUGGAUUUCUAGAGAAAUCAAGUGAUUUAUUACAUGAAGAUGUUUUGCCCUUGAAGAACAGUGUAGACAAAGGAGAUAUUAUUCACAAAGAGGGAUUCAAUCUGAAUGCACUUCAAAGAGGACUUGAAAAAGAUAAUCAGUCCUUUGGCCAAGCUAAAACUGGAGUUAAAAUAACGAGCACUGCUAUGAAUGUUGAAAUGGGGAAUGAUAACCAAAACUUGAUGAACAAUAGAACUCAGGUUUAUUAUGGGGAUACGGUAGAAGAUGACAGGGAGGAUCGGGAGGAUUGUAAGCUUGAAUCUGGAAGAAACAGACGAAGGUCUGCGCCCAAAGCAGCCAACAGUCAAGCUUCCUGUCCCAAAAAUAUAUCACUAAGUGGUGGAUCGACAGGGGAAAAUACAAUUGAGAACCAAUGCAGUGCAUCAACCGAAAAGGUUGCCAAUCAAAACAAUAAGAAAAGAAAGAGGGGUUGCAGUGAGGAUCGAAAAGCAAAGAGCAAGAAGAAAGAAAGAAUGAAGAGAGCAGAGCAACGCAGAGAACUGGGUGUUAAAAAGUUGAAGCUGCUACCAGUGUCAAAACCAAAAACAAUAUCAUACUGUCAUCACUUUCUCAAAGGAAGAUGCCAUGAGGGAGAAAAGUGCAAAUUUUCUCAUGAUACAGUACCAUUGACAAAGUCGAAGCCAUGCUGUUAUUUUGCACGUCAGUCAUGCAUGAAAGGAGAUGACUGCCCAUUUGACCAUCAGCUCUCCAAGUAUCCGUGUAACAGUUUAUUGAGUCAAGGUUCCUGCAUCAGGGGAUCCAACUGUAUGUUUUCACACAAGGUACCAAUGAAGGAAGGUUCUUCCGGUGCUUCAGAUAUUUGCAAUCCUGAUUUAAAGUCCGUAUCUACGAAAGAAAUUUCUGUUCCACAAAAGCAAAUGCAUCCUAAUUUCACAGGUAGUCAAAAUUCAAGUAUCAAAUUAUCUUCCAGUGGGGCCUCUUACUGCAAGAAUUACAAAAAGAGCGGAGAGGGCCCUGCAUUAAAACCUGCUGGACAGGCACCCAAGGGAAUAAGCUUUCUUUCGCAUGGAAAAGUGCCCCUAGGUAAUAAUAGUAAGAAUGGACAAGGUCCCUUGUCUAAUGGUGCCAAAGUUGACCAACAGACACUCGCGAGUGCAGCAAAUGGGGUUGAAAGCUUGCAUAAGAGCACGCAAAAAAUGCCUGUUGUGCCACGGGGAGUAAACUUUCUGUCAUUCAGUAAAGAUCCUUCUGAAAGCUUUAGUACUAAGAAAUCAAGCUUUUCUUUAGUUACCAAUGUGGAAACUGGGAAAUCACCACUAAGUGAUCCUGACAAAAGUAAACAUGCUGGUUCAUCAUCAAAGACAGAUGUUGGUGUCACAGUUGACUCCCAGACUGGCCAAGGUGCAUCCAGCAUCUUUCAGAACACGAGUGAGACAGCAAACAGAACACCUGCAACGACACCUCAGGGUCUGGGCUUGCUCUCAGCUGGCAAUCUCUUAGACCGUUCUUUUAACAAGAAACAAGCUGGCUCCAAUUCGAAUGAGAAUAAUGCCAUGCAUCCAACUGUUAGAAACAAUGAAAGUGUGAGUGAUAAACUUCGGAACCUCAACCUACUAUUGCCUCCGGUGUUAUCUCCGCUUCCUAGUAAUCAUUCUUUAAGCAAGUUAACAGAUGUUCAGAGCAAAGGGUCGUCAAGCUCUCUUCAGGGAUCACUGUUUUCAAACACUCCAAGUUCAUUACAAAGGGCAUUCCAGUCAACAUUAGCAUUGGCAGCUAAAUUUGAGUCUAAAGCUAAGAAUGCUGUUAGUACCGACUUAAACAAGGAAGGCAGCAGCAGUUCACAGAACAAUUCCAUGAAGCCUUCAACAAUUUUGGAUUUUUUAUAUAGUUCUAAAAGCAAAACUCAACAGUGAAUGAAAAACUUUCUGAACCAUUGGAAAUACAGUUUUGUCAUAUUUUAUUUUUACCAGGUGAUAAUGCUUUAAUACCAAGUUUGGCUCGUCA
Messenger RNA from Daucus carota subsp. sativus, 3029 nucleotides. RefSeq names its product zinc finger CCCH domain-containing protein 7. Lineage: Eukaryota; Viridiplantae; Streptophyta; Magnoliopsida; Apiales; Apiaceae. Gene Ontology annotation, molecular function: metal ion binding; RNA binding. Gene Ontology annotation, cellular component: nucleus. The coding region runs from base 152 to 2938 and encodes 928 amino acids. The transcript has 7 exons. The record is from RefSeq and is a predicted model, not a curated record. Gene Ontology annotation, biological process: negative regulation of DNA-templated transcription.